AUGGGCAACAGGAAAAUAUCUGCCAAUCUCAAGCUUGCAGCUAUCCGUCUUCACGAGCAGGGCAUACUUCAGCUAAGUGAUAUCUUGGACUGUGUAGGAUUCUUGUGUUGUACCUUUUAUCGCAUCAAGAAGCUCCAUGACGAGACUGGCAAUGUUGUCAAGCCUAGAAGUGAAUAUCUUGGUCGUCCACGGACUCUCAACUUUGAAGACUUACAGUAUCUUCUCGAGCUCAUUUAUCAUCAUCUGGACUGGUUCCUCAACGAACUUACAGCUCUCAUGAAACGUAAUCAUUUUGUUGCUAUGCACUACACAACCAUCCACCGGGAGCUCGUAUGUGCUGGAGUCUCAUUGAAAAGCUCUGCAAGAUCGUGA
This is a messenger RNA of Suillus subalutaceus, 372 nucleotides long. RefSeq lists its product as uncharacterized. The record is from RefSeq and is a predicted model, not a curated record. Bases 1 to 372 code for a protein of 123 amino acids. The transcript has a single exon. Lineage: Eukaryota; Fungi; Basidiomycota; Agaricomycetes; Boletales; Suillaceae.